AUGACAAGUCAAAAGUCGAUCCGCAUUCGACCUGAAACAAAAAAGGAUGAAUCAGCAAUCGAAGAAGUCACCUUAGCUGCUUUCAUGAAUGCCGAGCACUCAGACCACAACGAGCAAAACAUCAUUCGUGACUUAAGGGAAGCGAAACAGCUAUCAGUCUCGCUAGUCGCAGAAGAUGAACUUACACAAAGCAUUGUGGGUCAUGUCGCCAUCUCACCCGUCAAAAUUUCGGACGGCAGUGAGAAUUGGUACGGGCUGGGACCAAUCUCGGUUCUACCUCAGCAUCAAGGAAAUGGUAUCGGGACAUUGUUAGUCGAACACGUGAUGGCAGAUCUUAAAGCCGUCAUGCAGCCGGGUGUAUUGUGUUAG
Penicillium pulvis is the source of this 369-nucleotide messenger RNA. RefSeq names its product GNAT family N-acetyltransferase. The coding region runs from base 1 to 369 and encodes 122 amino acids. Gene Ontology annotation, molecular function: acyltransferase activity, transferring groups other than amino-acyl groups. The record is from RefSeq and is a predicted model, not a curated record. Lineage: Eukaryota; Fungi; Ascomycota; Eurotiomycetes; Eurotiales; Aspergillaceae. The transcript has a single exon.